CGCGACAGCCCGCGAGCCCGUGCGUCCCGUCGUCCGUCGUCGCCUUUCCCGUGUCCGCUCCGCCCGUCGUCCGGACGUCGCGCUGGUCCGCGAACGCGGUACCCGGCGGCAAGCAGACCGAACGCGACCUCGCGGCCACGUCCGAUCCCGAGCCAUCCCGGAGCCCGCGUCGCCUUUCUCUGUCUCUCUCUCUCUUUCUCUCUCUCGCGUAGUCGGUGCGUGCGAGCCCUCGGCCGAGAUCCAAGAUGGCGGCCGACUCGGGAAUGGAGACGUGUCCGUCCCCGGAGAUCGUCGACUCCAGGAAGCGGCCGCUCGACUGCGAGACGGAGAACGGCGCGACGAAGAGGUCGCACUACGGGACAGGUGGAGAUGGAACGUAUCACCUCAAAGUCCUGGUACCUGGAGUGGCGGCCGGGGCCAUCAUCGGGAAAGGAGGCGAGACCAUUGCUCAAUUACAAAAGGAUACAGGGGCUAGGGUUAAAAUGUCAAAGUCGCACGAUUUUUAUCCAGGAACAACGGAACGGGUAUGCUUGAUAACUGGGAGCGUCGAUGCCAUAAUGGCUGUGAUGGAUUUCAUAAUGGAAAAAAUCCGCGAGAAACCUGACCUUACGUCCAAGACCACGGUUGAUUUUGACUCUGGAAAAACUACAGCGGAAAGGGACAAGCAGGUACUAAAAGUAACGGUCAAGAUCCUGGUGCCCAACAGCACCGCGGGCAUGAUAAUCGGCAAGGGUGGGAAUUACAUCAAACAAAUCAAAGAGGAAUCCGGCUCCUAUGUUCAAAUCAGCCAGAAAGCCAAGGACCUGUCUCUUCAGGAACGGUGCAUCACCGUUCUCGGGGAGAAGGACAACAAUCGCAACGCUCUGCUUAUGAUCCUGGCCAAGGUGGCGGACGAUCCGCAGAGUGGAACGUGCCUUAAUGUCAGCUACGCGGACGUAAGCGGUCCCGUCGCUAAUUACAACCCAACGGGUAGCCCUUACGCUCAAGCUCCUGCUGGGACGCCGACGUACAGUGCCACUGCGGGUCUAAAUACAGUGAGCCUCCUAAACGGUGCCGGGCUGAGUCUGAAUCUGAACCUGGGGGCGGCCAUGACGGCGGGCACGGCCCCGGUGACGACGCAGUUCCUGGAGCACAUAAAGCUGAACCUGCGGACCACCGGGUUCACGGAGCAGGCGGCCUCGGAAAUCCUUGGGGCAAUCGCCACCCUGGUCAAGUACAACACCCUCGGGGUGGGGAUCGGCGUGCCGACGAGCGUGAGCUACCUCGGCACCCCGAUGGACAGCACCACGACGGCGAACGGGUCGAACAACAACGGGGGCGUUUUCGGGCCCAUCGGGACGGUCCCUGCCCUGGGCUCGACCUCGCCGACCUCCCGGUCGACCAUCGACCGGUACGAGCCGUUCGACCCGUUCCGGCAGAACAGCACCGCCGCCGGCGCCAUCCACCUCAACAACAACUCGUUCGGGCUGGGCACCAACCAGCUGUCGCUCGUAAGUAAGAGCCCCAUUCAGGUAGACACCAACAGCCAGGAGACCACGAAACUAGAGUUAGGGAUACCCGAGAUCAUUGUCGGCGCCAUUUUGGGACCAGGCGGCCGUGCCCUGGUAGACAUUCAGCGGCACAGCCGCGCCAGCAUCCAGAUCUCGAAGAAGGGCAUGUUCGCGCCUGGUACCAGAAACCGCAUUGUCACUAUCACGGGCACACCGCAGAUGAUACGGACCGCGCGCGAGGGGAUCGAGCAGCGGAUUAAAGAGGAGGAGACGAAGAGAGCUUGUCACAACGCCCUGGCGGGUAUAAUCCACUGAUUCCUCCGCGACCAGCGGCGAACUCGAGCCGAGACCAUCCCCGAAAUCGCGAGCCUCGCCUCCUCUCGCGCGCGUCGACCCUGAGACGCUAGGGCAGCUCCCUCUCCUUAGGUACCUUUGACACAUACACACCACAGACACGUACACACAUGUACACCCUCUCUACCCGCGCCAAUCGCCACCUCUCGGUCUCUCACCCUGUAUCGCCCUGUCGCGUCAUAGCGCUUGCAUCGCCACACACAACACACACACACACAUCACCAUCCUUGCAUCCAUCACGGCUCGUUGACAUUUAUCUACCUUUAAGGUUCGUAAGAUAUAAAUAUUACAUAUAAUAUAUAUAAUAAAUAUAUAUAUAUAUAUAUAUACAUAUGAUAACUAUUGCAAUUGUUCUGUGAUACACCACGUUACGGGGCUUUAUCACACAGAAACACGUACACACACACACAAACACACAGAGAGAGAAAGAGAGAGAGAGAGAGAGAUCCGCGCGAAACGCGGAGAAACGCGAUAACCACGUCGGAGCUACGGAAUAUCUACAUGUAAUUAUUACGGUAUUGCACUGAUAGAAAUGCACGAUGUAAAUUUACAUACACUCGAUCAUUGGUUAUUCUGAUGCCACGAUGAAUUGCAAUAAAAUCGUAGAAAAUUAUAAUGUAAUAUAUUACGUUAAAUUCCAUGUAAGAAUGCACCUAUACGGUGGAUGUACAAUGUUAAGGGUGUUUAUACGUUCUUUUAAUUCGUAAUUCUUAAAUUUUACGUCUUUCUACGUGGAAGUUAAGUUACGAAGGGGGCGGAUGAGUGUGUAUGUAAAUUUCCAUUGGUUUUUUAUUUUUAUCAGUGUGGGAACUCGUAGGUGGCACGACGGAACUUUUGUCACGAGUCGGCCGACGAAAGGCGUCGUUCGGUUGCUAAGGAUCUUUAGAGCGCCCCGGACGGCAUAGUUACCGACGCGGGGAGGCGUCCCGGCGCUUCCGCGGGCUAGGGUCCUGCGGAAGGGCCGCAACGGAGGCCCCCGUUUUAAUAUUUAAUCCCGAACGGGGUGCUCCGACCGGACGACGCGUUUCGGGCGAUCGCUUGGGGCGAGAUGUGGCCAGGGCAAAUCGUUGGAAUCGUUACUCAACGCGCUAUCGAGCGAAUCGCAUGCUUGUCAGGCCCGGUGGUAACCGCUUGACAAUACCAAAGAUUUUAUACGUGCCGAUCAGGAAAGAGCUUGGUCUUGAAAUCUCUCUAUCUCCGAAGCUGGCUGGUCCGGCUGAAGCAUGUAACGUUAUAAUUCCUCGUUGCCAAGGUCCACUCUUAGGUCUUCUUAUGUAACGCGGUUCGGUUCGUCCAGGGAGUAUGCACCACACUCGUACACGCAUACGUACAUGUACACGGAUACGGAUACGCCACGCAUUAACCGUGUUAAUGAUCCCCGCGAUGAUAGCGGAUUGGAUAUUGUCGGGAGAAUCGAACGCGGUUGCAUGCAAUGUUUUUUUUUUCUUUUUCAUAUUUUCAUCUUUUUUUUUUCUUUUUUUUUUUUCCUUCGGGGGAACGCGUGUCGUAACGGAGGGACACUCGCCGCGCGUCGUGGUGCGUGCGGUUCUAGACCAGGGACGCUUACGUACAAAAUUCCAUUCCAUGGUUCUCGUCAAUUAGGGACUCUUUUGCUCCGUCUGGCAGUGGGCGCGGUUGCGAGAUCUUGGUUCUUGACUUUCGUUCUCGUUUCCUCUUCUUUCCUUUGGUUUCUUUCUUCCCUCGCUCCGAGGUUGGACGAUCGAGCUCAGGACAGUCUUGUCGAAGCCUGGGAUGGGCGCUCCUGCACCUGAGGAGUUCUUUCUCUUGAUACUGUUUUUUUUUUCUUUUCUUUUUUUCCCCAUCCUUUCUUACCGUGGACUAUUUAGCGCAAUCCCGAGGGAGAUAUUUUUGGCCGGGUGGAUCUUCGAACGACCGCUCGUUCGUCGCUGAAGCGUUCUCGUGUCCUGGUGCGCCCAUCCUUGGUCUUAUGCCGCCACUAAUGUUGGUUCACGCGCUGCCCUUGCACGGGACACCGACGCGGGGCCUUUGCACGCGAUUGCGAGUAUUUUGCCGACGGUGUUGUUGAUUGUUAUAAAUGAGGGAAUCGACGCCCCGCGUCGGUACGCGUCCCGCCUCGACGAGGUGCGGGGGCCGCCGCGUGAGCGUUGUCAUAGAACGUCGGGACGCUCGCGGAGACGAGCGCCCCGUCGAGUACGCUUAAUAGGAACGCCGUAGACAUGUAAAGAAAAGAGGAACAAAAAAACGUUAUACGAGGGAUCGUAGGAAAGUGUCCGACUUGGCCGCGUAUCGUCGGCCUGGCACGAUAGAUUCGCUUGAUAAAUAUCCUCAAGGACGGGAAAACCAGUUCCGACGAUGGAGUAUUAUAUUUUCUACUGAAAUUCCAGGAGAUAUAGCGAGCGCUCGUCGCGGUUAUUAUUAAUUCACCUUUCCUUUCUUUCUUUUUUUGUCAUUUUUUUUUCAUUUUUUAAUUUUUUUUUAAUUUUUUUUUAUUUGUGUCACACAUACGACCUUCGGCCGUUUAUCGUUUUAACGAGAUUUAACGCGACUUUUCCCGAGACUCCCCGUCAAGAUGAAUUCAACGUACCGAGUGCAGGGCCUCUCGUCUUCGGAAUCUGCCCGAGUUCCUCUGCUUUUCUUUCCUGUACCUAAAAAUCAUGCCCAGCCAGUGAAACUCAAAAUUAAAUUGUAUAUAUAUGUAUAUUAGAAAUAUUCAUUGAAUAUUUUGCACGCGAUGUGUACCAUCCGAGUAUGGAUCGAAUUCGAGCAAGCCGAAAUCUCGGUCCCGAGGCCUUGCAACAAUGUGGCGGGAGUGAUUGCUCUCCUCUUUCUUUUCUUUUUUUCUUCCUUUUUCCUUCCCGUUUUUAUCGGGCGAGUCCCAUUGCGCGCGGUAUACAUGAUAUAUAUAUAUAUUUUUUCUUCUUUUUAAUCGUGCCGUUUUAAUUCCUUUUGUUGAUGCCACUGCGAGUUCGAUACGGGUUUAUUGUCGCGCGUACGCUACGUUGUCGUUUUAGGAUUUUCUUGGAGAGAAUUCGAUUUUAAGCCCAGGUCUCUCAUGAUCUGUGCGCUUGUCAGAUUCGAGGGAGGGAGAUGCUUGCUAGGUAUUAAAAAAGCAAAAAAACAAAAAUAUUCUCGAUAA
Orussus abietinus is the source of this 4962-nucleotide messenger RNA. RefSeq names its product RNA-binding protein Nova-1 (gene pasilla). The record is from RefSeq and is a predicted model, not a curated record. Gene Ontology annotation, cellular component: nucleus; cytoplasm. The transcript is spliced from 5 exons. Bases 246 to 1805 code for a protein of 519 amino acids. Gene Ontology annotation, biological process: regulation of alternative mRNA splicing, via spliceosome; mRNA splicing, via spliceosome. Lineage: Eukaryota; Metazoa; Arthropoda; Insecta; Hymenoptera; Orussidae. Gene Ontology annotation, molecular function: mRNA binding.